This is a messenger RNA of Ciona intestinalis (vase tunicate), 3649 nucleotides long. NCBI's taxonomy places the organism in Eukaryota, Metazoa, Chordata, Ascidiacea, Phlebobranchia, Cionidae. The record is from RefSeq and is a predicted model, not a curated record.
CCACAAUAGGUGUUUAUACUGUGGUUGUUAGGCUAAUGAUAUUUUUGUUGUUUAAAAUACAUUGCUGUUUUCAAGCUUCCAAGUCACCUAUUUGUGGAAACAACUUCAACGAUAUGCCACUGAAUGAAACCAAUUACCAUUUUAAGUAAUUAAAUUAUAAUGUCAUUUUCUAUUCCAAAAAUCACCCAAAUUUAUCCUGCAAAACAUAAACCUCCAAGUGUGGUGCAUGAUGUACACCCUAGCAUAACCUUGGUCAAACCAGCUUCAACAAAUCCAAUACUAAGUUUGCCAACCAAGAUUCCUGAUGGGUUGCAUGUCUCUUUUCUACAACAAGGAAUUGCUUCAUAUAUUGACUCCAUUCAGGUGGUUUGUAAAACAGGAGCUUGGUUGGCUCAAACUUUAUCCCAACUGCUGGAAGAAACUGACCAUGAAACUUAUGCUGGGGAAGUUAAAAAUAAGUUUUUAAACAUGCUCAAAGCUUCAACAACAUUAAAUAUUCAAGCAAAAAAUAAGUUUGCUGGACUGCUAAUGGAACUGACUGUUCCAAAUCAGAAUAACAACAACCACCAUCAACUAAUGUCUUCUUGGAAACAAAUCAAUGCAAUGGUGCUGGAACGAUGCGUUUCAUGCUUGGAAAAUUUACAAGUAGCUGUCUUCUCAUCAUUUGUGUGUGACACUUCAGUGAUGACCAACAAGAUUUCAGAUGCCAAUAUUUCAAACCAGCCAUCAAACGAAUACAACACAAGAAAUAUGAACAAUAUUCAGUCAAUAUUGGAUUUGGAGUGGGAAAACUUACGAAACACGACUUGUGUUAAAUCUUGGGACCUAUCAAAAAAGAUGACAACUUCUUUGCGGGAAAGUACUGGCCUAACUGAAUCUGAAAUCCACCAUUUGCUCAAUACUUCUUCGGUAUCGGACAGUUAUGUACGUAAACUCAACCAAAGGAUAUCAUCAUCUCUAAAGAACUAUGAAGGCAAUGUUCGCAGCUUGGCUUUGCCAAUAAUAACAAUACAAGGAGCAUUUCACAUCGCACCCAACAAAGCAAAAUCUGUCUUACAUGGUUGCUGCAAUGUGAGGGAAAUGGAACAGGGUGUGCAGCAUUUACCAGUCUCCCAAUUUUUGGAUUGUGAGUUGCCGUUAAUCAACUUUAAGAUUGGGGAAAAAGUGCUGGUUGCUGGUUCAUCAGGAUCUCUUGAAAAUGCAAACUGUAAAAUAAAAACUGUCUCAAAUUUGAUCAAAAAAAUGAAUCCUGCCUUGUCUUCUGUGGAUGUGCGGAACUUGAGUCAUGAAGUUCUUGGUGAAUUAUGUCCUGCUCGAUGGAGAAACCAUGUUAAAACUUCGCUACAGUUGAUGUUUGGAAAUUCUGGCUUGGUUGUCCUUGAUACAGUUCAAAGUGAAGUAAAAUUAAGUUCUUUUAUCACAAGUAAAUCAACAUAUCUCAUCGCAGUUGUUCCCUCUACGUGGUGUGUAAAGGAAGAUCCUGGUACAAUGUUUCUUUUGCAUCGUAAAGUGGAUCCAGAUAAAACAAUUGUUAACAUAGGUGUAAGAUAUCUGGCUGUGUUUGAUACCCGGAAAACUUGUGACAACUACUUACAACCAGGUGUUUUAGUUGAAGUAAGCUUAAACAAUGCUUGCGGAAAACUACACAACAACACCUCAACAUUUUGGUUGGAUGGUAAUUUGAAUGAAGGUAACUUACAUACAAACGAAGAUUCAAAUCUAAAUGAUCAAUCUUCUGGAACUACUCAAGAUGCUGCCUCUGAUUCUGAGGAAGCUGUACAGGAUGCAAUUAAACUUUUGUCCGGAAGUUUAAAAAUAAGAAACGAAGAGAAAAUGGAAGUUGCUGAUGAAGAAAAAGACAAAGAUAACUCAGAAGAGCAAGUGAUAAACAAGCAAAAGUCAUCAAGUACACUACCUUUAGGUGAAGGGAACAAACAAAAUAAAGUUGAUUCUAAUCCAAAAGCAAAUACUAUUCCUACAACAAGAUCGUCCUCGGUUAACCAAGGACAUUUUUAUAAGAAGCAAAGCAGCCAUAAAUCCGCCUCUUUCACAGCCUUUGACAGAUCUCUUCAUAACUACAAUUCUGCUUCAACAUCCCCAAAGAUGUUGGCUUUGUCAACAAAUCAAAAUAUCUCCGAACCUUAUGUAACCCAAUCAAUACCUGGUCCAUAUAUGCAACAUAACGGACAACCGCACCAAAAUUUUAAUUCCGUUUCGAUGCCAGUAUUAUUCAGAUCACCUGUCCCUGUGCUUGUAAAUAGCCAACUAACACGGCCGGUGUCACCGCUGUGUUACUUCCCCCCACACCAAGCUAGUGUUGUUUCUCCACAAGGGGACAAUUUUAUACCUCGUCAGUUGUUUAAAUCCGCAUCAUCUGUUGAUUUUGGUACAAUACAUUCUCAGCAAAGUCACCAUGUACAGCAAGAGAAGCUACAUCAUAUACAGCAAAUGUUUGAAAACAAUCUCCCCAAUCAAGCAAUGUUUAAUGCUUCAAGUGAAAGCUUUAGAUCAAAUCAACCUAACAUAUCACCAUCUAUAUUACAAAGUAAAACUCAUUUACCAAGUUAUAAAGCAGAACAUUCCAUAAACAACCGAAGUGAAACGAAAACUCUUCAUGUUCAUAAUAAUGAGGUUUCAGUGGCAAGACAUGAAAGUUUAGGACCUAUAGGUAGUCCAGCUUCCUCACGAAGAGGUAAACCUGAAAAAUCUCAAAGUAAUACUUGGCCAUAUAAGGGAAAUGUCAGCAACAUCAUGUCCAAUGCAAACUGUAGUUCUGAAUAUGCCAAUUAUCUUGCACAAGUACAAUCACUAAACCAACAUGAACGAAUAGAAAACAGCCAAGCUAAUGCUAACAGAGAAUUGGCAAAUACAGGAAUGAAUUCAUUCGACAUAUUUUCCACACCAGAUUUAGUUCAACAUGUUAUUCCUAGGAAAUCAGCAUCCCUUCAAGAAAACAGUGAUUCAGCAGUAAAACAUUUUACUUCAACUGAUGAUCCAACAAUAAAAACAUGGGAGAUGUGGCCAAGUGUUUCUGUAGAAAGUCGUGGGAUGUGGAACUAAACAAGUGUUGCCUUUAAAUUUACUUAAAUCUUUCUAUUUGUCUGUCCAACAGUGUAUUUCUCAGCCCUUUUGCCACAACACCGAAAUCUGGUUACCAACUACAGUGAUUCACUUUUGACUUAAUUGUAAAAAAUCGUUUAUUUAUAAUCCAUAUAAUCCAUGCUUGCACAUACCGGUUUGAAUUGAAAUCUUGAAUUGCCCCUAUUAAGAGUUCAGCAGUUCAAGCUUAAUAUAUCUAGGUUGCCGGCAAAAGGGUUAAAUGCAUAAUAUUCUGUAUGCUAUAAUACUCAAAAUGAUAAACUCUUAUAGUUCACCAAACUACGGACUUCUUUUCAGGUUUUAAGCAAAACCAUAUUGUUUAUGUAUGGUUACAUUUUAACUAAUAGUUAAAAAUUAAUGCUUUAAAUGUGUAGUUGCUUAAAUUGUUUCAAAGUGAAGUGUAGGCUAGUGUCUUUUUUAUGUAUAAUGUAAAUCUAUGUUGCUUAAUUUUCGCAGCUGGCUGCAGUGUGCAAUCUUUAAAUAUGUGUACAGCCUCUGAGAGGUGUUUUGUCUCUUGGAAAUUUAAACAAAUAAAUUGUUUACAAACCAA